Messenger RNA from Anopheles aquasalis, 2154 nucleotides. It is a transcript of the gene NC2alpha, whose product is annotated as negative cofactor 2 alpha. The record is from RefSeq and is a predicted model, not a curated record. NCBI's taxonomy places the organism in Eukaryota, Metazoa, Arthropoda, Insecta, Diptera, Culicidae. Gene Ontology annotation, biological process: transcription by RNA polymerase II. Gene Ontology annotation, molecular function: RNA polymerase II general transcription initiation factor activity; core promoter sequence-specific DNA binding; protein heterodimerization activity. Gene Ontology annotation, cellular component: negative cofactor 2 complex; nucleus.
AACCACGAAAACAAGAAGACAAACCCCGAAAGUGUUCUGAAGUUUACGUUCGCUCGCUUCUUUGCUCCGUAGUUUUGCAGGUUCAAAGUGGUUUAAUAAAAGUGUAAAGUGAGGAAGAGCGAAGGGUAGCGGUUGUUUGGCGCACAGUGGCGGAGUGAAUUUAUCCGAAAACGCAGAUCCUGCCCGAUAGAACCUUCCCGUGUUCGUCCGAACUGACAGCGCGCGCCGCCGCCGCCGUCGUCGGCAAAUCAGCGCGUCGCUACGGGAGAUAAGGCAGGGGAGGAAGAGAUUUUCGACAUCCCGGAGCCGCGAAUCCGGAUCCAACGCGACAGGGAAUUCCCCUGUGUCCGUAGUUAACAGGGGCAGACGACGGAAGCAGAUUAGCGCAAGGAUGCCCUCGAAAAAGAAAAAAUAUAAUGCCCGCUUUCCAGCGGGCCGCAUCAAGAAGAUCAUGCAAACGGACGAGGAAGUGGGCAAGGUGGCCCAAGCCGUACCGGUCAUCAUCUCUCGCACGCUGGAACUGUUCGUGGAAUCGCUGCUGACGAAAACGCUGAAGAUUACGAACGCGCGCAACGCCAAAACCUUAUCACCGUCGCACAUGAAACAGUGCAUCAUCUCCGAGAGUCGGUUCGAUUUUUUGCGCGAUCUGGUGAAAAACAUCCCCGACAUGGGCAUUAACGAGGAGCUUUCGGGGUCGGAAGCGGGCUACGGGAACGACGGUACGUCACCGGCCUCCACGUCAACCUCCUCGUCAUCGAAUGGUGGCGGAGCAGGGACAGCUAGUGUGCUGUCGUAUGAACCGCAGCAACAGUCCCACCAUCACCACCGGCUCGGAGGGGGAGGAAGCGCCAACAGUGGUACGUUGCAGCGCUCGGAAUCGUACUCCCCGGCCACGGCAUCCAGUGCGUCGCACGCACCGGCAACGAAACGGGGCCUAAGCCAGAGCGGAAUCUUGAAUUUCUACAAAGAAAUACCGCUCGAAGAGGAGGAACCCGAUAGCUGUCCUCCUGCGCCACCUCCUAAGCUGACCCGCCUCAAUUCGGCACCGGCCGCCACGGCGAUACCGUACAAAAUCGAUAUACUAGCCACGGGUUCUGGUGGUGGUAUCGAUGCAGACAAACAGCACGCCGCCAGUGCGUCACCCAUUGGCUACAAAAUAGAGCCCGUCAUUAAGCUGGAUUACUCGAACCUGGUGUCGUUAAACUCUGGCGCUCCAACCGGCGAGGCAACCAGCGGCAGCAGCAACAGCAGCAGUGUCGUUCCUACUGGCAGCACCAAAGCAGCCUCUGUGCCGCAACCAACGGUGAAAAUCGAUCUCAGCAGGCUACCGAUGGCGACGACGCAAGCUACCAACCCCAUAGCAACCCCAAAGCAGCUACAGCAUCAUCCCGUGCCUUCUACGAUCGUGACGCGAACGAACGAACGUCGCGAACGGCAGCCGCCAUCAACCAGCGGUGGUGGUUCCAACAACAACAGCAGUCAGACCGCUGCCAGUGGUUCGUCGGCUUCCUCCUCCUCCUCAUCCUCACCACAGUCCACACCGACGACACCGAACAUUGGCCAAAGUCCGGUACCAACGGCACCACCGAUCUUUGCCGCACUCUCCACUGCGAUCCCUGGCAUGGACGAAGAUUACGACGAUAUUUAAAACCCUCACCCAACUCCCCACCGCGCCCAUCGAACAAAAGCAGUCCUCCUUACCCCCGGGACUGGGACCAACCGCGUGGACACGCGUCAGCAUUUACUAUAUGCUGUGUGUUUUGUGUGUUUUUGUUUGUAAGCUUUUUUUAAAUAUUAAUCUUCACAAAGAUUUCUUAUGCCAUCAUCCCCAUUGGUCCCUGGCGUCGCCGACGGACGUGUUAGUUUUGAGUUGUAAAUAGAUGCAGCGCAGCAGCGGAGCGCCUCGAGAACAAUGUCGUCCUUAGUUCCGUUUCACGUAACGGUCACGGCACGUGCGUGGCCGUAUGUACACCAUGUACACCCGUGCUACGGUUUUCUAUUGACGGUUUGCACACACAUUCGAACAAAAAUCUGGUCGACGAUAAUGCGCAGUGCACGGUAGAGCGGAGAGAAGCAAGUCCUGCACACGCUAUAGCUAUUUGUGGUGUGAAAUUAAAGUUUGAAAAAGGAAUACAAACCAAACCGUUUAUACCC